AAGCAGAGCAACACGACUGCAGCAUAACAAAGCACGUUCACUAUUCCCGUCUUAUUUGUGAGUCAGCACUGCAAAAGGAGAAUGCCAGAAGCACUGUCUCUCUUCUGUUUGCCCAUGUAAUCAUCUCUGAAUAGUAAACACAAAUUCAAGCAGCCCAUGAAUUUCAUAUCAGGCAGCACACUGAGCUUCUCCUCUGCCAGCUCCUGGGGGAAAGGGUCACAAAACAGGCUGAUGUGCGGCUCUGUGCAAUGUUUGUGAUGGUACUGGCGUGCCAGUUGCAUGCAUGAAUAACAACUGAGGGAGUUAUAUUUGGUUUAAUUUCCUAAGGCAGCAUCACUCCCUAACUCUGACUACACACGAAUACUCCUUCAUGAGCCUGUUCAAAUGAAACCCUGAUUCCCUGAAGAGAACUGCAUCCCUGAAAGAAAGGACUCAUCAGGUUGUCCUGCGUUAAUGAUGCUGGCGUUUAGUUCUUCCCAUUUCAUGCUGUAACAUUUUCUGAUUUACAUCCACACAGGUUUUAUUUGGUUCACUUUGUAUGUAAAUUAUGUAAGAACUGGCCGACUGGUAUCCAUAACAGCACUACAAAAUGGGGGAAGCGGUCGUGGGUGGGAAAAGUAUGGCCACCAAACGCAUAUCUGAACACAUAUGUUAACACCUGCAGAAAUAUAGGUGAUGGUGUUUGGUUUAGCUUGGCAGUCUGCCACCAUGUUAGUAAAUGUUGUUAGCUAAUGUUGUUAAUAGCGACCUGUAUCUUAGCUAUGACCGUCGUGAGGCGAUGAAUGCGUGAUUUCACGAGAAUGAUUCGGCCGGAUGAAGAGUGGGUGGGUUAUUUAAUGAAAUGGUCCUAUUGGUUUGUCUUGACUCCGGGACAGCAGCUGAGGGCUGAGGCAGAUCAGUUUGCACUCCUUGGACUCUGCAGUCAGCCUCCAUUGGCUCUGACACAACUGGACACGAGUCUUUUACUAUUUUUUCUCUCUCUUUUUAAAAAAAAAUCAUCCUCUAUUUGUAGUCAUGGCGGACACCUCCUGGAAGGAAACCAAUCACCUUUUUUAAGAGUUGGAAACGUCCUCCACUCAUCUUCCUCCUGUGCGGAGACUUUGACUCCGCGGACCCCCUAAAUGCCUUUCAUUGAGAAAAGGCUUCGGACGUUCAGUGUUGUGAAUGUGUACAAGCAGCAGAUUACUUGAAUAAGAUGGGUAAUAAGCAAACAAUAUUUACCGACGAGCAACUUGAUGCCUACCAGGACUGUACUUUUUUCACCCGCAAAGAAAUUCUGCGGUUGCAUGGCAGAUACCAUGAGUUGGCUCCACAUCUUGUACCAAUGGACUACACCAAUGAUCCUGAUUGCAAACUGCCUUUAGCCUUGAUCGUCAACAUGCCAGAGUUAAAGGAAAACCCGUUUCGCAACAGGAUCGUAGAGUCUUUCUCAGAGGAUGGGAUGGGGAAUCUCAGCUUCAAUGAAUUUGUGGACAUGUUCUCAGUCCUCAGUGAAACGGCUCCUAGAGAACUCAAGGCCAUAUAUGCCUUCAAAAUAUAUGAUUUCAAUGUGGAUAAUUACCUGUGCAAAGAGGACCUGGAAAAGACUCUGAAUAGGCUGACGAAAGAGGAGCUGACUCCUGAGGAGGUGGAUCUGGUGUGUGAGAAGACCAUCGAGGAGGCGGAUUUGGAUGGAGACAACAAACUCUCCUUUGCUGAUUUUGAAAAUAUGAUAUCUAGGGCUCCUGACUUUUUAAGUACCUUCCAUAUACGAAUCUGAGAGGGCUCCGUGGAAGGUUUCCAAGGUGGACGGCGUGAUGAACCUCAGGACUCCGCCUGAACCACGUCCUGGCCACAGCACAGUGCCUGUCUUCCUCUCCCAUCGUCAGAAAAAAACCACACAUCAUUGCUCUGUGGCCUCAGCGAAGUCUGCUUAGUUAGAAAGCAGAAUACUGGAUAAACCUGAAUUCCCAGUACCCUGAAUUUCCAUACUGUGGAUGAAAAUGUUUUCUCCUCAAAGGGCUUGACCUGGAUUGGUCUCUUGUUGGGAGAAAAGGUCAUUCUUCCACAUUUUAUGUUUGAAAAAUGGGAAAUGAAACGAGUCUAAAAUGAGCCAGACUCUGGACUGCCUCUUAUUGAGCACAUUCAAGAAUGCAUAAAAUGCUUAUCUACCUACAGUGUAUUGCACGUCUUCCUACAAUGACACACUAGAUACUGUAUAAGCUUAAGGACAAAGCUUGAAGUGAAUGAAAGCACAGCAUUAGUGUUAAAGGGCAUACAGGUAUUCUGUGUAAGCUAUGCAAUAUUUGUACAUGCAGUGUAUUGCUUUUUAGUCAUUUUAGGUUGUGUUUUUCGCUUGUGAAACUUGAACAUGAUGACAAUCAUAUCGUACUGUUUUCCGGUUAAAUGAAGGGCUCUGUCAUCUGAAUUCAUUUUGGUAGCUUUCAUCUGCCUCAGCCAUUAUCAUGAGAUGUUAGUUACAGCCAUCUUUUGGAUAUAUAUUUUACUGUAUUUAAUGUGACUUCAGGUAUUUGUCUUAAAUAAAUGUUUGUUUUUGUU
Molecule: messenger RNA, 2538 nt
Organism: Seriola aureovittata
Lineage: Eukaryota; Metazoa; Chordata; Actinopteri; Carangiformes; Carangidae
Gene: cib2
Product: calcium and integrin binding family member 2
Exons: 7
Coding region: 1196-1759 (187 amino acids)
Molecular function (GO): calcium ion binding
Source: RefSeq, a predicted model, not a curated record